Molecule: messenger RNA, 1711 nt
Organism: Hevea brasiliensis (rubber tree)
Lineage: Eukaryota; Viridiplantae; Streptophyta; Magnoliopsida; Malpighiales; Euphorbiaceae
Product: protein SCARECROW-like
Exons: 1
Coding region: 1-1560 (519 amino acids)
Biological process (GO): regulation of DNA-templated transcription
Cellular component (GO): nucleus
Molecular function (GO): sequence-specific DNA binding; DNA-binding transcription factor activity
Source: RefSeq, a predicted model, not a curated record
AUGAAGGGAGGAUAUGAAGUGGUUCAUGGGGCUCUUGAUAUGAUACCUCCACAUGAACCAUGGGACUAUUCUUCUGUUGGGUUUCCGGCUGCUCCAGUAAUUUCCAGCUCCUUUCCUAAGCCAGUAAUAAACUUGGAGAGGAAUGAGCUCUCUGAGUGGGUGGAACAUGUCACCAAGCAGCUUAUUGAUGACAUGCCUGAUACGGCAAGUGAGAGCUUGCAUACAGACGCAACAGUGGUCUAUUCUGAGGACAAUAAUAACAUCGUUCCUUCAUCACUCUUAAUGGGUGGUGAUUUUAGACCAAGGAAAGCUAUGAGGAGAAGUUAUUUUGAUGGAGGCAAUAAUGGGCAAGAGUGCCAUUGGAGCAAUGAGCUUGGACAAUCAAACAUUUGUGAAAAUUUAGCAGGUAGUAGUAGUGCUGCUGCUGCUGCUACUAGAGGCUUGAGUAGAAUAGAUGAACAAGGGUUGAGCUUGAUAACCCUUCUCUUGGAGUGUGCAGUUGCUAUAUCAGUUGAUAAUCUUGGUGAAGCUCAUAGAAUGUUGCUUGAGCUAACCCAAAUGGCUUCUCCUUAUGGCCCUUCUUGUGCCGAAAGGGUUGUGGCCUAUUUUGCCAAGGCCAUGGCCAGUAGGGUUAUAAACUCAUGGCUAGGUAUUUGCUCUCCUUUGAUCAACCACAAGAGUGUUCACUCUGCCUUUCAAGUCUUCAACAAUGUCUGUCCUUUCAUCAAAUUUGCACACUUCACCUCUAACCAAGCAAUCCUCGAAGCUUUCCAGCGCAGGGACAGGGUUCACAUAAUCGACCUAGACAUCAUGCAAGGCUUGCAAUGGCCUGCGCUAUUUCACAUCCUGGCAACAAGAAUUGAAGGUCCUCCACACGUUAGAAUGACAGGUAUGGGCACUUCCAUGGAGCUGCUUGUAGAGACAGGGAAACAACUUUCCAAUUUCGCUAAGCGGCUUGGAAUGUCAUUUGAGUUCCACCCAAUUGCCAAGAAAUUUGGAGAAAUUGAUGUGUCGAUGGUGCCACUAAGGAGAGGUGAAACACUAGCUGUGCAUUGGCUGCAACACUCACUAUAUGAUGCCACUGGACCUGACUGGAAGACAAUGAGACUACUUGAAGAAUUGGCACCAAGAGUUAUUACAUUGGUUGAGCAAGACAUUUCCCACGGAGGAUCUUUCUUGGACCGUUUUGUAGGUUCUCUUCAUUACUACUCAACCUUAUUUGAUUCCCUUGGUGCAUUUUUUCCUUGUGAUGACCCUAGCAGGCACAGGAUAGAGCAUUGCCUUCUAUACAGGGAAAUCAACAAUAUAUUGGCAAUUGGAGGGCCGGCAAGAAGUGGAGAAGACAAGUUCAGGCAUUGGAGAAGUGAGCUUGCAACAAGAAGUUCCUUUAUGCAGGUACCCAUGAGUGGAAACUCCAUGGCUCAAGCACAACUAAUAUUGAACAUGUUCCCUCCUGUUCAUGGGUAUAGCCUUGCGCAAGGAGAUGGAACUUUGAAGCUUGGCUGGAAGGAUACUAGCUUGUUCACUGCUUCUUCUUGGACUUCUCAUGCUUCUAGAUAGCUGUAAUUAUAGUUCAUUUGAAUGCUUACUUUUGUUUGUUUCUGUUUCAGUGAAUUGCAUUUGGAGUUCAAAUGCUACUGUAAAGAUUAUGUUAAUGGGUAUUAUAUAUAUUGACCUUAUAGCUAGCUAGGCUUGUAUCGUAGUCAAUAUA